AUGUGGCGGCCCAGUGUUUUGAGGAUCAUGGAGAAGGACUUCCUCGGCGCCUCAGCGGCGAGGCGUGCUGCUCGACGGCGCGGUCGCGCUGCUCUGGAAGCAGCUCUGCGGCCGCUUGUGGCGGCUCGCGGCGCCCCAGGCUCGUGGGUGGACCGCGAGCGCGCGUCGAGGCCGGCUCUGCAAAGGAUUGCCGCAGGAGAUCGUGUUCCUGGCGCGAUGCGGCUGAGGCGGAACGCCGCCUGGCACGCGUGCCGAGUGCCGCCUGGCGGCUUCACAGCCGCGUCCUCGGCGGAUCUGUCCUGGGCUGCUGCUGGGCCUCGGCUGGGGCACACUGCUGGUGGCAUGCGGGCUGAGGCCGCGUCGUUCGUGCCGCGGGCUGCAUGCCGUGCGAUGGGCGUGCGGUGCAGCUGCGGGGCGGUCGCUUUCUCAUCGUGCUGCUUGCCACCUCCUGCUGACGGCCUGGCGUCGCCCGACGCGUCGCUCGUGGAGGAUGAAGGAUCCGAGGCGCCCGUGGGGGAGCGGUGGGCAGGCCCUGGGGAGGCCACCGCCUGCUCGUCCUCCUCGGUGGCGCCGCCCUGCUCAGACGCGACCCUGGCCUACCUGGAGGCGCACCCUGCUGCGGUGCUCAAUGGGUGCAACGAGGCCGAGGACGGGUGCUGCCACGUGAAGGUACCGGCGGUGGAGGUGGAGGGCCUCGGCGUGUUCGUGGAGUCGGACUGCGUGGGCCCCUCCAAGAGCGACGAGUCCGUCUCUGGCUCGGACUCCCAGCAGUACCAGAAUGCCACCGCCGAGGCGACCGCGGAGGUCUACAGCGAGAAGAUCAGCGAGGCGAUCCGCGAGGCGGGCCUCGUGCGGCGGCUGCCUGAUGUACCGCCGUGGCUGCUCGAGGUGCUCAUGCAGGGCAUGCGGAAUGCCCAUUCCUCGUGGAGCGGAUGUGGCAGCCUGUCCGCGCUGCCGUUCAUCGUGGCACAGUUCGAUUGGGACGACUCUGGCAGCUCUUCAUGA
Prorocentrum cordatum is the source of this 1005-nucleotide messenger RNA. The record is from the annotation of a GenBank genome assembly. Lineage: Eukaryota; Dinophyceae; Prorocentrales; Prorocentraceae.